ACAAGUUUGGUGAAAUGGAAUGGUCCAGAGUGUAGAGCCUGAGAGAGAGGGGAGCAGAUAGGAUAAAACUAGUUAUGAAGUGGAGAAGGAGAUUCGGUUUGUAAGUUGCACAGACAUUCCCUUGACCAUUCUUUACUGUUUUUGCACAUUUUAGUUCUUCCACCAGGAAAUGGCAGAGCUCUUAAACUGCUCCUUUAGCCAAUUUACAUUCAACCCAAUUGAGAUAAAGACCAAAAGAGGCACUCAAGUACGAAAACUCAGUUCAAGACCUUUUCAGUGUGUGCUAACUGAGGACAACAGAGCUGUACUGGUUAAGAAUGGGAAAGAUUCAUUAGAUAUCUGCCGGAUUGUUAAUGGGAUGUGGCAGACGAGUGGUGGGUGGGGCAGGAUUGUUCCAGAUGAUGCAGUCGAUGCCAUGCUGCGAUACGCUGAUGCUGGUUUCACUACUUUUGACAUGGCUGAUAUAUAUGGACCUGCUGAAGAUCUUUAUGGCAUCUUCAUCAACCGAGUCCGUCGAGAGCGCCCACCAGAGUUCGUGGAUAAGGUCAGAGGUCUUACUAAAUGGGUGCCUCCACCGGUUAAGAUGACAAGUAACUUUGUCAGAGAAAGCAUCAAUGUUUCACGAAAGAGAAUGGAUGUGGCUGCCUUGGACAUGCUUCAGUUUCAUUGGUGGGAUUACUCCAAUACUGGCUACCUUGAUGCUCUGAAACAUCUUACAGAUCUGAAAGAAGAAGGUAAAAUCAAGACUGUUGCUUUGACAAAUUUUGAUACAGAAAGAUUACAAAUAAUCCUGGAAAAUGAGAUUCCAGUAGUUAGCAAUCAGGUACAACAUUCAAUCGUUGACAUGCGCCCCCAACAGAAAAUGGCAGAGCUUUGUCAGCUUACGGGAGUUAAACUUAUAACGUAUGGAACAGUAAUGGGUGGCCUGUUAUCUGAGAAGUUCCUAGACACCAACAUAGCCAUUCCCUUUUCUGCCCCUCCAUUAAACACUCCUUCCCUCCAGAAGUACAAAAGGAUGGUUGAUGCCUGGGGUGGAUGGAGCCUCUUCCAAACUUUGCUUCGAACACUUAAAACUGUAGCUACUAAACAUGGGGUCUCAAUCCCAACUGUUGCUGUGAAAUACGUACUAGAUCAGCCAGCAGUGGCAGGAUCAAUGGUAGGCGUUAGACUUGGUCUAUCAGAGCAUAUCAAUGACUCCAAUGCCGUGUUCUCCCUUGUCCUUGAUGAAGAUGAUGUGAACAGAAUCCAAGAAGUUUUAAAGAAAGGGAAAGAUCUGCUAAGAGUAAUUGGUGACUGUGGAGAUGAAUACAGGCGUGCAUGAGACUCAUGCUUGUAAUGUUCUGGUCAUGUUAAUAUCUGUUUACUAGAAAUACAAGAAAAUACCACAAACAUGUUGUGGCUAUAACAAAUUUUGGGUCUCUGUUGACUGUUAAAAAUUUGUCUCUCUAUUACAUAGAAAAGGACAUGUUUUGCCUCAUUUUCAUUUUUACAA
Messenger RNA from Vitis riparia (riverbank grape), 1492 nucleotides. RefSeq names its product flagellar radial spoke protein 5. Gene Ontology annotation, molecular function: oxidoreductase activity. The transcript is spliced from 9 exons. Bases 170 to 1321 code for a protein of 383 amino acids. NCBI's taxonomy places the organism in Eukaryota, Viridiplantae, Streptophyta, Magnoliopsida, Vitales, Vitaceae. The record is from RefSeq and is a predicted model, not a curated record.